GGAAGAAUAUUUCAUUGGUUUACACAAUCAUUCACUCAACCCAAUUGAAUACUCAACCGAAUCGACUAAUUACUUCUUCUCCAAGCCGUCGUCUCGCUGCAUCAUCUCCGCCAUUUGACGAAACCCAUCACCCAUUCCAAAACCCUAAACCGGAAACCCAUCUUUCAAGCCAUUGGAGAUUCCUGCGAGAUUCGAGAUCGUCGGUUUCUUGUCAGAGGAAUCUGGCUUCAGGUCCGAUGGAGGAUCCUCCCGCGAUUUCGCCGAGAAUUCGGCUACGGGACGGGAGAUUUCUGGCUUACGCAGAGAGAGGGGUUCCGAAGGAUGAAGCCAAAUACAGGAUCGUUCUUGUUCAUGGCUUUGGGAGCUCCAAAGAAAUGAACUUCAAUGCUUCACAAGAGCUGAUAAAAGAGCUGGGGAUAUAUUUUCUGCUCUACGACCGAGCUGGAUAUGGGGAAUCUGAUCCAAACCCGAAACGGUCGUUGAAAAGCGAGGUUCUUGACAUAGAAGAACUUGCAGAUCAGUUGCAGAUUGGAUCCAAGUUUUACCUGAUUGGAGUUUCCAUGGGGUCAUGCACUACUUGGGGUUGCCUAAAACACAUACCUCACAGGCUUGAGGGCGUGGCGUUAGUAGCUCCAGUGGUGAAUUACAGAUGGCCUUCGCUUCCGAAGAAGCUUAUCAAGAAGGAUUAUAGGCGAGGGAUUAUCAAAUGGUCGUUCAGGAUAUCGAAAUACGCUCCGGGACUGUUACAUUGGUGGAUCAUUCAGAAGCUUUUCCCAUCAACUAGCUCGGUCCUCGAAAGCAAUCCCGUCUAUUUCAACAGCAACGACAUCGAGAUUCUCAAGAGAACAACGGGUUUCCCAAUGCUUACAAAGGAUAAGCUGCGGGAAAGGAACGUCUUUGAUACGUUAAGAGAUGAUUUCUUGGUGGGAUUCGGGCAUUGGGACUUCGAUCCAGCGGAUCUAAGCAUUAGUUCGGACAGUUCAGUGCAUAUUUGGCACGGCAACGAAGACAAAGUAGUUCCCUUUCAACUUCACAGAUGGAUCGUAAAGAAGCAACCUAUGAUCAAAUACCACGAAAUACCCGAAGGCGGGCAUUUGAUUGUUCACUACGAUGGCACAUGUGACGCAAUUCUACGGGCAUUGUUGCUCGGGGAAGAUCAGAAGCAGCAUAGACCGGGCAUAUCGGCUGCAGCUGAAUGAAAAAAAUGAUUGAUCUUCAGAAACUAUUCAAGGAUUUGGUUUGCAUUUGUUUGAUUCUCAAAAGAAGUUUUAAGACAUUGUAUCUGCUUGUCCUUGAUGUCUGUUUAUACGGUUCGCAUUCGGAUUA
Molecule: messenger RNA, 1326 nt
Organism: Tarenaya hassleriana
Lineage: Eukaryota; Viridiplantae; Streptophyta; Magnoliopsida; Brassicales; Cleomaceae
Exons: 5
Coding region: 237-1199 (320 amino acids)
Source: RefSeq, a predicted model, not a curated record